ACUUCAAACUAGCACUUCCGGUUCAGAGGCUGAAUGUGCUGCUGCUAAGUGGCUGUAGUUGAACCAUGAACGGGCGUUGUUGUAUCUGCGUCUGCCAUUUUGAUUAGAAGUAUUUUGCGCGCAAUAGAUGGUGUGAACUGACUGUUCAGGGGGACAUCGUGGUAUUUUAAGUCGAGGCUACAUUACUGCAGGAAAAAUGCUUUCAGCAGCCCAGCUACUCGAUGAGUUAAUGGGCCGAGACAGAAACUUGGCCCCUGACGAGAAACGAUCUAACGUGCGAUGGGACGACGAGAGCGUAUGUCGAUACUAUCUGUGUGGUUUCUGCCCAGCUGAGCUGUUCACAAACACCCGCUCUGACUUGGGCCCUUGUGAGAAAAUCCAUGAUGAAAAUCUUCGGACACUGUAUGAGAAAAGCUCUCGAUUCAUGAAGGAGGGCUACGAGCGAGACUUCCUGCGCUACCUGCAGUCUCUCCUGGCAGAGGUUGAACGGCGGAUUCGUAGGGGGCAUGCUCGCCUCGCGCUUUCCCAGGCUCAGCAGAAUGCAGGGGGUCCUGGUCCAUCAGGAAAGAAUGAGGAGAAAGUUCAGGUUCUAACGGAGAAGAUUGAAGACCUGGUUGUUCAGAUUGAGGAGCUGGGGUCAGAGGGCCGUGUGGAGGAGGCCCAGGGAAUGAUGAAGCUGGUGGAGCAGUUGAAGGAGGAGAGGGAGCUGCUCAGCUCCACCCCCUCGACCAUCGAAAGCUUUGCCGCCCAGGAGAAACAGAUGGAGGUGUGUGAGGUGUGCGGGGCCUUCCUCAUCGUUGGUGAUGCACAGUCUCGAGUGGAUGACCACUUGAUGGGCAAGCAGCACAUGGGCUAUGCCAAGAUCAAAUCCACUGUAGAGGAACUGAAGGAGAAAUUACGUCGGCGUUCAGAAGACCCCCAAGGUGAAAACCCGGCACUCAGGAGGGACAGAGAAGACCGUGAACGGGAGAGAGAGGAACGGGAGAAAAAGCGUAAAGAAGAGGAAGAGAAGGAGAAGGAACGGGAGAAAGAACGAGAGAAGGAGAGGGAACGAGAGCGGGAGAGAGAACGUGAGAGGGAGAGAGACAGAGAACGGGAUCGAGACCGAGACAGAGACCGCGACAGGGAGAGGGAUAGGGACAGGGACAGGAGGGCACGCCGAAGCCACUCCAACAGCCGCCACUCCAGUCGGACAUCAGACAGGAAACGGAGCAGGUCCCGUGAUCGCCGGAGGUCCAGGAGCAGAGACAAGGACAGAGAGAGGGAACGCAAACGCAGCAGGAGCCGGGACAGGGAAAGGGACAGAGACAGAGACAGGGACAGGAGGCGCAGCCGUGAACGCUCGGACAGGAAGCGUCGCUCCCGCAGUCGUGACAGGAGGAGGUCGCGCAGCUCCGAGCGCAAAUCUCACCGCCACCGCAGUCGCAGCAGGGACAGGGACACGCACAGAGACAAGGACCGGGACAAGGACAGGGACAGAGAGCGGUCAUCGAAAGACAAAGACCGUAAGACGACAGAAGAGAGGAGCAGCUCUAAAAAAGACAAGCACUCUGACGGCGAUGCAGCUUCCAUCAAGGCUUCGUCAGAAGCGGAACCGAUGGAGACAGAGGCUCCUCCUGCCUCUGCCUCCUCCCCUCUGCUUAACGGCCAGCAAGAGCUCCUCCAUUCUGAAGGUGACACUCAGUCCAAUUAAAACUGAUCUGAUAGGACCUCAGAUCAGGCUCAGUGCAUCGUAAGUAUGCACUGAAGAUGAAGGCCUAGGCCCGAUGAAUGAGAAGAAAGUAGAAAACAUUCACACAAAGCCAAGAGGGAAAGGCCAGUGUAGCCCUGAGCAAACAUUCCCGGAGGUACCCCUUGUUUUGUAUCGGUUCAUGAUAUAAUAGUAUAUUUGUCUUUGUGGACACAAUGGCAGAAGAAAUAUUAACCAGUCCAAUCAAUUUUUUUCCUGCCUGUAUUUACCUGUUUUUAUUUAUUGUUUUUUAUUAUUAUUAUUAUUUAUUUUAUUCUGAAUUAGGAAAAUGUAAUAAUUUGAUUUGCUGAGUUAUUACAUUCCAUUUAAAGAGAAAAUUCCGGCACUGUGUGUCUACAUGUUUGUAUAACCAUCAGUAAGGAUUUCUCCUGCUCACAUGUAAAUAUACAGACAUACUUUAAGCUAGAGUCAAAGGUGUAUGUGAAGGAAAGAAAAACAAUCCAUUUAUUUGAAUCAUAACUCAAAUGCCAUGGAUUUGUUGUCCAGCUUACUGUGCCUGAUAAUGCCAUGCAGUGUGUGUUUGGGGGGUGUUAUAGCACCGGGGGCCUUACGUAACUAACUAACUGGAGGGUAGGGUUUAUCGAAUGAAUUGCAGCUGACUUCCCAUACCUCACACAGCGUUGGUGUUGUGAGCGAGACCACAUGAGAAAAGGGCAAAUUAAAAAUCAUGGAUACUCUCUGACUGUCAAACUGUGCAGGUACUCACCCCAGGUACUCCUUUCUCUACCCACAUCCAUUUCUGAAUGCUGUUGCCUGUCAGAAAAACAAUUCUGUACUUCUCCAGAACAUGAACUUGAAAGCUUGACUGUGUAUAUAUAUAUUUUUUAUUGUGUUUGUUUCUUUAUUUAUUUUGAUAUUCUUGGUUAACUUUCAGAUAUAUUUUGGGAAAAGGUCAUUCUAUAGAAAUGUCAGAGACACACCUUUUUCUUUCCAUGCUCAGAUUCACAAACAGCCUGUUUGAUAUACCUCUGCCAAAGGCAACAGUGUGCUAUUCAGGAUUAAUGUUACAAGAUCAUUUUAAUGUCACUUGUUCAAAUAAACGGUUUGAAAUAUGUCAAGUGCACAUUUUGCCCUUGAUCUAAGGAAUGUCAAACAGGUCACUGUUUUUUGGUUUAUUUUUAAGGUCUAAGUGACCAAACUUUGUGGUAACUUUUAAAAAAUAAAAGUAAAAACUUCUGAUCUGAGCAAUACAGUUAAAACAAACUGACAAAAAUGUACUAAACAUCAGAAUAUUCCGAUCCAAUUAUGCAUUAGUAUACAGAUAAUAUUUGUGCAAUAUUAACAGUGUCUCUUGACUAUGAUCUUCACUUUCCUCUGUGGUUAAGGUGAGGGAUGUAUUCGACCAGUGGUCAUUCUGUAGACAGUAUUGUUGCUCCAGUAGCAGCAGUUGUUGCUACAAGCACUUAUGGUGGGACCUUUGCUAACACUGCAUUUUGUGAACAUUUCUGCUCAACAGGGGAGGCUGGGAUAUCUGGUGGAGGAAGACGAGGAAGAGCGCACCCAUCCUUAACCUGAACCUGACACUUCGCUGCUU
Molecule: messenger RNA, 3284 nt
Organism: Scatophagus argus
Lineage: Eukaryota; Metazoa; Chordata; Actinopteri; Scatophagidae
Gene: luc7l3
Product: LUC7-like 3 pre-mRNA splicing factor
Exons: 11
Coding region: 197-1693 (498 amino acids)
Biological process (GO): mRNA splice site recognition
Cellular component (GO): U1 snRNP; U2-type prespliceosome
Molecular function (GO): mRNA binding
Source: RefSeq, a predicted model, not a curated record